AUGCGCAAGCAUGAGGAUCGUAUGUGUGAACCGGAGAUCGAGGAUGAAUUUGCGAUGCUCGAUUGCUCAAUUUCGCCCAUCGCUCUCGCACUCAUCGCCGUGUCCACUCUAUUUUUUGUGCUAGCAGGCCUUGAUGGUUUAUCCGGUCCUGAAAUGGGUAAAGAUCGAGGGUCGAAUGACACGAGAUGGCAACUCGAACACUAUCACACCCAUCCGAACGCCAAGGAACAUAACCGAGGUGAUACCGAAUUUCAUCUCGUUGUACAGACUGAUGCAGAUGAGACCGUAUGGACAGUCUUUUAUCCGUUUCACCGUUUUGGGCACAAUGGGAUUCCGGGUUUUCGUCACUCUCUUUGUGGUGAUCUCUUUCGUCACUCUCGUUUGAAUAUUGAUGGGAAAUCGCUUGGGAUCAGGCAUUCUUUUAACAUAGUUCUCGCCUGCUCAGCCGUAUUGUUGAUAAGUUUCGAAUGUCUUGUCUCCUUUUUCCUCACGAAUCUCCAAAGCACAGAGGAUUCAAAAAUCAUGUGGCUCUUUCACCCAUCGGCUGCUUCCCUCUUUGUGGUGGCUUCAAUUCGAAUGAUCGUUAUGUUGCUGGUGCUCCCAAAUAAGAAAUCCCUUUCCGAGAGAUUACUCGGUUUUGGUGGUUUUAUUUGUUUUCUUUGUGUUAUCGGUGUUCUCAGCUCGGCGAUGCCCAUUUUCUAUGAUAUUUUCGCGUUCAAAGCCUAUCCACAAUGUGAUAUGUGGGUGAACUGGGACGUGAUGUUCGGCUACAUGAUUCUCAUCAUUUCAUUGUUUACUUGGAGUAUCUACGAAUCGAUGGCUGUGAGUGAAAUGCGCAUUCUUGUCGUCCCGCAGAUCGACGAAUUGCAAUGGAAUAUGAGUGAG
Molecule: messenger RNA, 885 nt
Organism: Mesorhabditis belari
Lineage: Eukaryota; Metazoa; Nematoda; Chromadorea; Rhabditida; Rhabditidae
Source: the annotation of a GenBank genome assembly